This is a messenger RNA of Daphnia pulicaria, 1107 nucleotides long. It is a transcript of the gene Spx, whose product is annotated as splicing factor 3B subunit 4-like. Gene Ontology annotation, cellular component: U12-type spliceosomal complex; nucleolus. Gene Ontology annotation, molecular function: RNA binding. Bases 151 to 1044 code for a protein of 297 amino acids. Lineage: Eukaryota; Metazoa; Arthropoda; Branchiopoda; Diplostraca; Daphniidae. The record is from RefSeq and is a predicted model, not a curated record. The transcript is spliced from 5 exons. Gene Ontology annotation, biological process: positive regulation of mRNA splicing, via spliceosome.
GGAGCUUGGUUAGUCAAAAGCACUGGCAUAGGAAAACUGAUCACUUGACCGGCCUUCAAUAAUACAAGGCAGACACACUCAAGUCAAACAAGCAUUUUAUAUUUUGGAAGUUUGCAAAUUUCAGGUGGAAACUAUUUGGUUACUUUCAGCAUGGCUGCUGGACCUGUUUCAGAAAGAAAUCAAGAUGCUACCAUUUAUGUUGGUGGGUUAGACGAAAAAGUUACGGAGCCCUUGCUGUGGGAGUUGUUCGUUCAAGGUGGUCCUGUAGUAAAUGUGCAUAUGCCUAAAGAUCGGAUUACUUUACUGCAUCAAGGAUACGGAUUCAUAGAAUUCCUCAGUGAAGAUGAUGCUGACUACGCAUGUAAAAUUAUGAACAUGAUAAAGCUGUAUGGUAAACCCAUUCGGGUAAACAAAGCAUCAGCACACCAGAAAAACUUAGAUGUUGGAGCAAAUAUUUUCAUUGGAAACUUAGAUCCUGAAGUUGAUGAAAAACUUUUGUAUGACACAUUUUCAGCAUUUGGCGUAAUUCUUCAGACACCAAAGAUCAUGAGGGAUCCUACAACAGGGAAUUCAAAAGGCUUUGCAUUCAUCAACUUUGCCAGUUUUGAUGCAUCUGAUGCUGCCAUUGAAGCCAUGAAUGGCCAAUAUUUAUGUAAUAGGCCAAUUACUAUAUCAUAUGCCUUCAAGAAGGAUUCUAAGGGUGAACGCCAUGGAUCAGCAGCAGAAAGGCUUCUGGCAGCACAAAAUCCUCUUGCUCAGACAGAUCGGCCUCAUCAACUUUUUGCCGAUGCCCCUCCUAUUCCUCCGCAAAUGAGCAACAUGGGAAUGUCAGGAUUGCCUCCACCUCCCCCACCUCCGUUGCAAGGACUUACAAUGGCGAUGCCUCCACCUCCUCCUCCACCACCCACCUGGGCUCCUCCACCUCCACCACCUCCAUCUUCGAAUUUUCUUCCGUUAGCUCCGAUUCCGCCGCCCCCGCCUUCCUGGGCGCCGCCGCCGCCACCACCAUCAACUGGAUUUGUUCCAAUUCCACCUCCCGUUUGAUUUCGUUUAUUCAUUUCAUGUAUGUCUGAAAUACAAAAUAAAGUAAUAAACACAUUUCUUUGA